AUGGCUCGAAACAAGGAAAACAACCCGUUGUCGUCAAGUAGGCGCAAUGAUCAGCACUCCAGAAAUCCUCCGAGCGUAGACUUCUUCACCGACAGCCUGCUCGAUGACUCGCGUCUCUCCAGCACCUCCCUAAUUCCAUCACCUUCGAAGGCGAAGCCCGCAGCAGUCAAACCCCGACGCGCCCUCCCUGCGACUAGAGCGUUGCAGACAGCCAAAGAUUUGGGCAACAAACAGAGUCGUACCUCGCUGUUGGAUUACACGAAUGCGCGCACAAGCAAGCAGCUAAAAUCGUCGCCCAAGCUUACGAAGAGGAAGAGCCCGAGUCCUACACGAACAAAUGGACUCACCACACCACCGCAGUCCAGACAUGGGCCACCCGUCAGGAGUCCCAGCGAGUUCUCGAGCCCUCCUGGCGGCCUCCAUGAGUCGUACCAGAGAAUAGCAGACGAAGAGGAUCUUGCGGCCACAGAAAGAGACGUUGACAGUGACGAGGAGGGAAUUGAAAGAGACCAGCCGGACACCAUAGAGCUAGAUAUGAACGCCAUUGUCCCCGAUGAUGUACAAAGUAAGGGACACAAAUAUGAGGACCGUGCAUCAAACCACACGACACCUAUUCAAUCGCCUAUCGAUGACCGGACCGGGAGUCUAUCUGCACCUCCUACCCUUGGUACGUUGGAUUUCGUUCAGAACGAGAUGUCCGACCGUGUGCUGGCCGAAAAAUUGACGCCUCAUGUUAUUGAUCGCGCACGGGAUCGAGCAAGACUCCAACGACUGCGACAAAGCGUGCCAAUCAACUUUGGGGACAGAGCGAAUGGGAAGGUUGAUGGCGGACAUCGGCGCGACGAUCUGGCUAGUAUCGUUAAUCGUGGCCCCAUAUCGUUCAACAAUAUCCUAGGUGCUGGCGCAAACGGGCUGCACAAGGCGUAUUCAGACACUAGCGCCGAUACCACCCCGAAAAGAAAGCUUCGUCCACUCAGCAAGAUUAGUCGUAGGCUGGAGCCCAGGGCUGUGCCGGAAGAUGAUGGUUCUGGGAGUGACACACCAGAUGAACUUCGGGAAGUGGAAAGGACAGUCGACCUGACCAAAGCUCGCCAAAACAUGGAGUCUGUGGUAGGAACCGAAGGUCUGGUACCUGGUCUAGACCCGAGGGCGGCGGCAUUCUCUCGCUCCUAUGGUGGGCUCGGACCUUAUCAAGACCCCUCGAGGACACGCAAUUACCGACCGCCGCAGAGUGACCUUACAACCGCGUCGGUAUCUUCGACGCACUCGGAGCCUACUUCAGCAGGCACUUAUGAUAAGCAGACUAGGGAUUCAACACGUGCCUUCCUUGCUAGAUGGCGGCACGACGCGGUUCAGAGACGCGCCGCUAAAGCGAAAGAAGAUGCAGACAAAAGAGAGUCCGAUCCCGAGCCAGCAGCUGCAGAAGAACAUCUUGCUAUCUCGCAAAAGUACGGGGACGAUGCCGAGUCCGAAAUCGAUUGGGCGGCAGCAGGGGCCGACGUCCCAUUGCCAUCGAUCGAACAGAGUUCAACGCCUCGAGACAGCACCCCAUUGAAGACGCUGCCUUCUUCCAUCUCCAAGCAGAGCUCGGUCGACCGAAUAAGAAAGUGGGAAAACGAUUUCACUGGCAUGUCAUUCCAAGUCUCUGAAAGCCCACCAAUUCGAGGGCGGAACAACCUGAACGACUCAUUGAGGGAGAAGGAGAUGGAAGAUCUUAUGAAACGGGCUGUGACCUCAGACCGUUUGGAUGAAAUCCGUGUGAAAGACCCUAACGUGGUUGUACGGAAGCCGUCACGCAAUUUCACUCCCGAGGAACGCAAACCAGCGCCUACGGAACCACGAGAGCAAUCGCCGGUCAGUCAGUUCCAUGGUAACCCUGAGGUGGGUCAAGCAAUUCCGGACACGCCAGUUGUUGUGUACAGGUCGUCGAGCCAGAGCACAGACAAAUCGAAAUCAUCCCAACGCUCAGUGUCGGAUUCUCUGGAUCAGUUGCAGAGGCUCGCUCGGGCCGUAAGCACAACUCCCCGAGCAAGUCCCGCUCUAAAUGACAUGGUCAGAGAAAUCGAGGAAGCUUCCGCCAUCCCUUUACCACCUUCUGAAGAAGAUCCAAAGGCGCGGUCCCCAGAAACUCGUGCCAAUGGUGUGGCCCUCAGUAGAAGAGUUGCGGAGACGCCAAAGGUUGUUGGCGCGUGGACUGAUACCAUCCUGCCUGAUACGGUCAAGACACAAAAACAGACACAGAAAGUGCCGCAGUAUGCUCAGACCCCUCACAUCAGUGCUGGAGGAUGGAUUGAUACUCCUUUGCCCAAUGGUGCCCGCCUGGCAACUGUCCCUAUUCCUGAAGUCGUCGAGGAAGUUACUGAGCCCGUCACAAAUGCCGAUACCCAGAAGCAAAGCGAGAAGCUGGCCGGUGCGGAAGACGAAAUGGGCCAGUCAGCAGCAACAGGCGAAGAGCGGCCAGAAGCAGUUCCACAGCCUGCCACAACUCAGCAAAUCAUCCUCCCUCCCAGCGCAUUGACAAAUGUGCUUAACGAAGCCAAGCAGAAGCGCCUGGUAUCACGCGACAUCAAUGAAGCUCGCUCGGAUGCCCGUGACGAUACAGACACCCUGAACCUAGGCGAUGCCACCAUUCAGUCCAUGGAAGACCUCCUCACCGACGCUGCGGACAUUACGGCGGAUUUAACCUCGCUUAUCCGAACAAGUGCCGAGGAGGAGGUUCUUGCUCUAAGGCAGAGAAACGAUGCUAUUGUUUCUGCUACCCGAGGUGAUGAGGUGGGAUCCACGUCCGACGUCGCUUUUAUCGGGCAUUUGGCGAGCCGGAUGGAGAGGCUAAUGUCGAAUCUGCACGAAGCACGAAAGGGCAUCUCAAGACUAGAACAGAAAGUUUGGCAUGCACCGGAUCAACAGACUCAAGCCCUCGUGGCGGUGCACGAACCAACGCAGUCCUGCAUGGUAUGCGGCCGAGCCAACGACGACCUCAAAUCCCAUGUCCACCCAUUUUCUCACAUGGUCACAUCAUGGCUGGGUUUCCCGGUAACGUACACGACGUUCACACUCCCCGUUCCACUUCUCUUCCAUCCUCGCGCCGUCGCCACUACUCAAGGAUCCAACUCCAAGACACUUAUACUGCUCCCCGGCCGGCCGACAUGGCUUGGUUACCUCAUCCUAACUUUCUGGACGUGGUAUAUCCUCGAAUGCAUCAUGACAGAGCUGUACGCGCGACCUCUCUAUGCCGAGCGGUAUACUUUUCCGCCACCUGGCGUCACGGAACCGGAGUUCCCAUUCGUUUUGCCAACAAUGCUUUGCCGGGGUUUGUUUGGACAGUAUGGAUCCGUGGUAGUAGGAAUGCUGGGAAAUAUCUUCGAUGGGGCCGGCAGAGUGCUUGUUGCGAUUUAUCGAGUGUUUGCGAUGGCCGUGGGGUGGAGCGAUGGAUUCGUUGAUGACGAGAGGGCAACGCGUGUUGUGGCGGCUGCGACGCGGUCAGCGGUCAAGGUGGCUCAAAGCAUUGUAUCCGGCGCUGAUGGAAGCGAGGGAUUGAGUAUGAUGAAUGACGAACUGGUAUGA
Messenger RNA from Cladophialophora yegresii CBS 114405, 3564 nucleotides. RefSeq lists its product as uncharacterized. The transcript has a single exon. The record is from RefSeq and is a predicted model, not a curated record. Lineage: Eukaryota; Fungi; Ascomycota; Eurotiomycetes; Chaetothyriales; Herpotrichiellaceae. The coding region runs from base 1 to 3564 and encodes 1187 amino acids.